AGAGGAGCUUCUGGGAAGAAAUGUCUCACUGACUCUGUCGCCUGGACAACCGGGUAAGAGAGGAGGGGAGGGCGCACGAGAUAGAAAAAGGACCAGGGAGCAUAAAAGGAGAGGAAAACAACACAUUAUUAACUGCUUUUAUUGGAGUAUUUCUUUGGAUUGUGUGUAAAGGGGGGCGUGUUUUUUGUGUUUGAUAGUCCAGUGAGGAUUCCCCUGAUAUUUCUGUUUUAAUAAUGAGUUUUUAACCAGAAACAAUAAAAAGUAAAUCAUACAUUUUUAACUACUACAGAGCAUGAGGGGAUGAAAUUAAAGAGCACAAGUUCUGCACAUCACAAUUGGACCCAGUAGGCCUGUACGCUUCACCUGUAAUUCUUGUCUCAUCAGCAUCAGGUAAGAGUCCCUUCAGCAUUAUUACAGAUGUUUGUUCUGAUAGAGACACUUGUUUUUUUCUGAUUUAUUGAUUGAAAAAGAAACGUUACUUUGCAGCUACUCAGGGGGGGACAGAAAAAGUGAGGAAGUUGUUUGAAAUGUCUAAAAAAGCUGGCUGGAUUGCAUCUAUUGUUCAAAAGAGUAACUCUUAAGCGGUUAAGUUCUGGGGAAUAGGCUUCAUUAUGUUCUUGAGUGUGUUGUUUUUUACGCUGCUGGAAAAAUGAAAGUACCAUAGCUGUUAUAUGGGGCUUAUUUAAUCAGUUUUAUUCAGGAGAGUGAGAGAAAUUGCCUGGUUCAGCCCCAGGAGGCUUCACACACCGAGCACAGAGCGUCAGAGCGAGCAUAAAUUCAUCGACAAUAAGAAAAUGAACACCGUUGUUAGGUGCAAAUGGAUCUCAAGAGUUGGACUUGACUCCGUAUUCUCGGUGCGUGAAGAAUAGGAGACACGUCCUCCAUAAACAUACUGCUGAGCGCUCAUGCAUAAGGAGUAUAUUCAUAGGGCACUGGUGCUGAAAUCAAUGCCCCUUUAAAUGAGGUGGUAUGCUGGAUGACUUUACACCAGGCUGAAUGUGUGUGUUGGGCAGGAGGCAGCAUGUGAUAUCCAUAUUGGAUGAGAUGGAGAGGAGAUAAACAGAAGAGGAUGGGGUUAUUUUUAGCUGCCGUCAGCAUUGAAGGUUACAAAUCUCUCACCUUGGUGGACAGGAUAGAGGUGUGGAGAAAAAAAGGGGGAUGACAGAAGGGAAGAGAAGGGCAAGAGAGGGAGGCAUGGUUGCAAAAGGAGGGAUGAUGGAGAUGGUUAUAGGUGAUGAGUUCAGGCUCACAGCAGGCUGGGGUUGCUCAGACCUUCUACCUCACCUACCUCAGACACUAAAAAGAGAUAGAGAGAGAGGAGGGGAGAAAUGCUGACACUUUGCUAGUCGGUGUUUUUGUUAGAGAAAAAAUAAUACAUGAGGAAAUCUGGUUUAGAGGAGCUUAUGGUUCACCCCUUUUUUGCUUACAGCUCACUGAACACGACACAAGGCAGCCAAAAAACAGCUGUGUGCUGCAAAAACACAAACCAUCAAAUAUAGCAGCUGUACCGCCUCUCUGUUAAAAGAAAGUCGAUAAAAAAUACAAACAGUAAUUUCAAAAAAAUGAGUUUUGUCCGUGAGUUAAAGCAGGGGUGUUCAUUCACUAUGAGAGGGCAUGCAUAAUACAACAGAAGCUUCAUUUUGAAGUGAUAAAUAAAAGAUUUUAUAUCCCAGAAGCUGUUCUGGUCAGGUUUGAUGCAUUUCUCUGUCUGGAUAUAAAAUAAACAUCACUCUGAAGACAAAGAAACAGGCUCUCCAUAAAGAAGAACACAGAUUAAACACAGACUGAACCAUGCUCAAAAAAGAUUUCACUCAGAAAGUCGGGUGCUAAAUCACACUCUGUUUUUAAUCCACACCUGCAGACUGUUUAAAUUGUUUGCGUACCGCUAAUCUUGAAUGAACAAUACGGGGAGCUUGUAAACACAUUUGUUAUACCCGACUCUGCAGCACUCACAGUACUCUGCAGCUCUACACCCAUCAUGAUUAUUGUAUAUAUGGUGCAAUCUUUCUUGGCUGCGAAGACACGUCACACCUGUCAAAAAGCGAGAGAGAAUGAUGCUACCCAGAGGCCGUGCGCCACUGUAGAUAUCUUCCUCCACUGUACCUGCUGUCUGUUGUAAGAUACACACAAGAGGACAAGGGGUUAGAACUCUGCAGGCACCAAGUCUGCAUCCCAGUCUCUAAUGAGUCCCUCAGACUGUCAGACUUUGACAACUGCACCACUGAUCAGUCUGUUUUGAUGUAGAAACGGACACAGAAAUGGAGCUGUGGAGAUGUGCUGAUAGUCCUCUCAUUUAGAUUUUCUAUGAAUAAUAAACAGCAGAAAAGCACCAUUUCUCCCCACAGAUCUUUGAGGUGCAGAUCCUUUAUUUGAAGAGGGAUAGCUGUGGUGUGUGAGUGUCUUCUUCAGUCAUUUCUUAGGAUUUUCUCUCUCUCUCCCCUCUUUCCGUCAGCUCACCUCUCCCUCAUCAUGUUUCCGUGCUCGCCUGGAGCCUCCUCUCAUCUCCUGAUGAUGAGAGCACCGUCAUCAAAACAAGCUGUUGAGGCAGAGAUGAAAUGUAACAGGAUUAAAAUAAUCUAAUUACCAAAAUUAGCUGUUUGACUCCUUUUGAAUUUCUGUAAUGGCACGACUUUAUCUCACAAGCAUUUUUAUGGUUGAUCACACAGUUGAUCACACAUUAUACAAAAUAAAGAGGAGAGCAGUUUGCUUUAUCACAUUAAAGAAAAAACUCUUUAAUCCAUGUUGUUUUAUAAGCGCUGUAAACCUAAAGUUACUAAGAUGGUUUUUAAGUUUUUGUUAAACCAGCCUUUUUUAUUCUUGUUUCCCCAUCUCAGAAAAAACAAACUUUCUUUAAACCAUUAAUAAAAUCUUUCACCAAAAGAGCAUUUGGUCCCAGCGUGGGCAGAUGCUGAUCUGCUGCUCCGUCAUUAAAAGAUGCACUGGUGUCCCUGUCGAUGUGGAGCGAUGACAUGGUGAUUAGUAAAAGGAAGUGUUGUACUGAUGUAAAAAAAGGCUCAAAAUAGGUCCCUCUUUUAUUAGACACAGCAGAGUGGUUGAUAUCCAACUCAACAGGCUCUUUUAAUCUUUUCCAUGAGAAGAGAAAUCCAGCAUAAAACCACAUUAGCAAAAAACUGAUUUGAGAACUUUGAAAAUGACUCUCUCUCUCUCGGAUAACGGGAAAGUUUUGAGCGAAGGUUAAAUAAGCGCACAAACAUGAAGCAUCUGUGAGCUCAAACCUUCAUUAAUCCAAAGACAGUGAACAGCGCCUAAUAGUACCUCGAAACUCCUAUAAAUCAACAGGCGUCCAGUUCAGUUUAACCUCUCCAGAUUCUUUCUCCUCUGCUUUCCAACACAGUCGUCUUUUACAAAUAUUGAUUUAAAUGUGUCAUUUUGAAAUUCCUCCAUUUUAUGAUAGAUUUUCUCUUAAGCUACAGAGCUGAGCACAGCUAUCUGUUACACAUAAUCAAAAUUCACUGUCUUACCUGGCUGACCUUAAAGCCCCGUUUUUAAAGAGAUAGAUUGCUGCAGUUAGCGGGCUGGCUGCCACUUGAAUGCGAACCGUGUACGGCAUCUUUUGUGUGGAGGAGGAGGAAAAAAGUGGCACCUAUUGACACUAUUACUCAAAAGGUGCCUAUCACAGGAGAUAAAGCCUUUCUUUUUCCACAACUCUGUCUAAUAUCGCACUCACUCUUCUUGUCAGUAAUUAGACAUGUGAGAUGAUUUAAUUUGCUGCAGAGCAGACUCUGCCACCUUGACUGCUGAUGCAGAGAGCCGCCAGCAGACUGUCUCUGGGUGAUAAUGGCAGGCACACACAUGGACAGAGAGUGGAAUUAAAUCAAAGCGUUUAGCCUGUUUCACCCUCAAGCUCUUGUGAUCAGCAUCUCAAAGCAGGACUCAUUCAAGCAGAGUAAUUUCUUGAGGAAAAAAAGGUCUUUCCUCCUCCGUUGCGUCCCACUGGAGGCCUUUAGUUGACAGCUGCUCGAGGACAGACUUAACUCGUGUGUCCUUGCUCGCUGACUUUAACUUCCAAACCACUUUGUCCUUCAUUUUUUUUCUAAUGUUCAUGACAGCUGCUUGUAGUUUAAAGCAUCUACUCUGUGCUUGUGUUUUCUGCGCGUGUGUUACCUCCUCGAGGAGAGGCGGAAUGGUGGAUGUGAGCAAUGUUAACAAUUGGUGUUAUUGGUCCCUGACAGGUGCCAGCAUGGAUGUGGAGGAUGAUCCGCUGCUGUUUCAGACCAGCUGGGGAGCGAUGGAGGAUGAAGAGGAGGAGCAGGAGGACGAGGAUGAAGUUGCUCGUGCAGCAGGACGAGGUUGUUUCUCAGAGGAGGCUGCUUUGUGUGGGCUGUGGAAGGUAGUGGGGUGGGUGUACACACAGCCAUGGGCCAGUGGGGUGGUUUUAGGGGUCGCAAUCUUGCUCCCAUGCACCCUGUUUACCUACAUGCUCCUCUACUGCCCUCCUCUGGACAUAGACCUCUCCUACAGUGCCUUUGAGGUUCACAGUCACUUCUCCGCUGAGCGCUUUGACGCCCUCACCAUCGCUGUUAAGACUCAGCUGGGCUCCUGGGACAGACAGAGGCGAGACUUAGAUUACAGCGAGGCGGAGGCCCUGAAGGAGCUUCUGCUGGAGAAGCUGGGUAGGCAGGGAGCAUUAAACUGGACAGAUAAUGAGGGCAUUACAUUCUCCACUCCUCUAAACAACACUUUAGACUCAGGAGAUGAUCAGAGGAGAGAUACUGCACUGGACAGACAUAAAAGGACAGCACAUGAUUUGGCUCAGGGUAAAAUUAUGAAGCACAAGAAGUCAAAUAAAGAAGCAGGAGUGGAUGAGGAGAGAUCACAGGAGAAAAAUUCAAGUUUACAGCUCAUCAGGAGGCGCAGGUUUGCCCCCAAUUACUACAUACAGAGCCAGGCUUUGUGGAGGAUUGAGCUGGUGUUUGUGGCUCAAGGGAAAGGUGAUCGUAACAUCUUCACCCCGGAACGUCUGCAGACCAUUCAUCAUGUGGAGCAUCUGCUCAUGCAGCACCCGCAGUUUCAUCAAUUCUGCUGGAAGCCUCUAGAGAUGUUAAGAGAUCUGCCACUGGGACCGUCCUACUGCUCCCCACCUAGCUCUCUGCUGUCCUAUCUCUACCCCAGUGAGAGAGGAGGAAAGAUUUACUACGACGGUAUGGGCCCAGAUCUGGCUGAUAUUCAAGGUGGGUCUCACAGCGAAGAAAGUGAGGAGGGAAAAAAUCACAGCUUUUGGACUUAGAGGAGCACUUGUGAAAGCCUUUUUUAACAGGGCUGUGUUUGUAUUUCCAGGUUCUCUGAGUCUAGCCAUCACCCACCCACAGUUCUACUGGUACGUGGAUGAGAGUCUCUCCCCAGAGCAUCUCUCCUCCUCGUUAUUACGCAGUGAGAUCCACUUUGGAGCUCCUCUCCCUUCUUAUUACUCCCUACAGGAUCGAGCUGAAGAGCAAAGAUCUCUCUUCAAAAACUUUGUGGUCCAGUAUGCAGACAUUCUGGCCAAACAGUCCACCAGGUGAGAAAGACAUCACAGCUAUAUUGCAUCAUUGUUUUUAAGGCUUUAUAAUCUUAUUAUUGAUAUGCAGCUGAGUUUCAAUGCUGCUUUUUGUGUGCAUGAUUUGUCCCAGCCAGGUGAAGGUGCUUUAUGGGGGAACAGAGCUGUUUGAUGACGAGGUGAGACACACCUUCCACAAUGACAUGAUGUUGGCUGUCAUCAGUGGAGCCUGCAUUACUGUCCUCGUCUAUGUCCUUACCUCCUUUUCUGGUACAGUAUGUUGCUCCUUUUACUCGCACUGAUGCACAGUUCUCUAGUCGUUCAAACAAUUACACUAAACUAAGCAAGUUAUUUGGGAUUACAGAAAUGUUUUCUUGUGUCUCUGCAGUGUUUCUGACUUUCUUUGGCCUCACUAGCAUCGGAUUGAGCUGCUUGAUGGCUCUUUUCAUAUACCACGUUAUCUUUGGUGUGAGGUACCUGGGCAUUCUCAAUGGAGUUGCAGCCUUUGUGAUUAUCGGUAUAGGUAAGAAAAGGAGAGGUUUAUACACUUUUCAUCAUAGGAGUACAGGUGCAGCUAAAAAAAACAUAAGAACAUCCUGAAAAAAGGUCAUUUUCACAGUGAUUUAAUUCAAAAAGUGAAAUGUCCAUGUAUUCUUGAUUCAUCACACGCUAAGAUGAAAUUUAUCCAAGACUAUUUUUUGACUGAAUCUUCAUGUUUAUGGCUUACAACUCAGGAAAAUCAAAAAUCCUCUAUCUCCAAUCAUCAUAAUAUUCCAAAACACGGAUCCACAUGGAUUUAUAACCCUUUAAUGCCUUUUGUAUCAUAUUUGAUACAUACUUUUAUGAUACUUCUAUCAAAUCAAUAUGAUCGACACCCAAAAAGACACCCAAAUACAGUCCGAUAAAUGAUAAAAAUGUCCUCUUGUGGUUUAUCAAUUUCCAAAAACAGCUAAUGUAUCAAACGAGAUAAAUAAAUAUAUAUUUGUUGAAUUUUAAGGACAUUUUGAUUUUUUUGGUUUUCAAUAGUAGUUGAAAUAAACAUUUCAGCUCCAAAAAAAUUUUAAUUUUCUGGCCAUAAUUUGUGGUUUCAGCCUGUAAAGAGAUAAUACAGAAAUGUCGGCAUUCUGAGUAAUUUUGACACUUAUGCACUCAGGGCUUUUUUUUGCACGAAUUACUGCAUCAGUAAUGUUCAGCAUGUCCUGCUGGAAAAGAAAAUCUGCAUCUCCAUUAAGCUUGUCGGCAGAUGGAGGCAUGAAGUGCUCUAAAAUAUCCUGGUAGACCUCAGAAUCUGUUGACUCUGGACUUGAUAAAACACAGCCGACCAUCACCGGCAGAUGACAUGGCACCACGAAUCAUCACAGACUGAGGCAACUUCACGCCAGACUUCAAACACAGAGGAUACUGUGCCUCUCUGAUCUUCCUCCAGACUUUAGGAGCUUGAUUUACAAAUUAAAUGCAAAAUUUACUUUCAUCUGAAAACAGGACUUUGAACCACCGAGCAGUGGUCUGGUUCUUUUUCUCCUUUGCCCAGGUGAGACACUUAUGACAUUGUCUCUGGUUCAGGAGAGUGUGGAUAGUAGAAACACAACACUUGUAGCUCAUUUCCUGGACAUGUCUGUGUGCAGUCGUCCUUGAUGCUCUGGCGUCAGCCUCAGUCCGGUCCUUGUGAAGCUCUACAAAGUUCUUGAAUCUGCUUUGUUUAACAAUCCUCUCAAGGCCGUGGUCACUUCUUCCUUUCACAUUUUUCAUUAAUCUGCUUCCAUACAGACUCUGUGAAUAGUCAGCCUUGUCAGCGAUGACCUUUUGUGUCUUCUCCUCUAUGUGGAGGGUGUCAAUAAUCGUCUUCUGGACAAGUGUCAAGUCAGCAGUCUUUCCCCUUGAUUGCGGUGAUGUGUACUGAACCGGAGUGAGAGAAUUAAGCCUCAGUAAACAUUUGCAGGUCUUCAGAGUUAAUUAGCUGAUUAAAACUCUUUUCAGAACUGAAAUAACUGAGAAGAAACUGGACUUUUCCACUAUAUUUGAUAGGAUUUCUAUUUUUAUGAGCUGUGAGCCGUAAUCAUCCAGAUUCAAACAGAUAAAGUCUUAAAAUAUUUCACUCAGUUUGUGCUAAAUCUAGAAAAUAUGGAUCUCCCCUUUUUAAUUACAUUAUGGUGAUAAAAAACAACCUUUUUAGGAUAUUUUAGUUGUUUUUUGCUUUGCCUGUAAUUCAACGAUUAGAAAAUGUGCUUUAUGCUCUUUAGUUUUCUUGUCUUCUACAUUAAGUAUGUUGUCAAAACCAACAGCUGCAUAAAGUUAUUAGGCAUGUAGGCAAAAAAGAGGAAGAGCUUUCAUGGCUUGAGUUGAGCUGGCUCAGCAAAAUCACAUAAAACUAGGGAUGUCCCGAUCAGAUAUUGAUAUCGGAUAUCUGUGCGAUAUCAGCAAAAAAAAAAAAAUAGAGCAAAUAUCAGAUUAUGUCGGUCUGCAUCUAAAAGUUCAGACAUCAGCACUCUGAUACAAGCAGUCCAAUCCAGACUUCGGAUCCAGAAUGCAGAGUCCACCGGCUCACAACAACAAUGUGUACUUAUGCUGUGUUCGAGUUACCUCAGGAGUCAGGAGUCCGAGCUGAAAAUGACGUCACACCCGAGUUACCAGCGUUUCAGUUACCAAGUCAAAAAAAAGCAAAAUCGGAGGUGGAAACAAGAUGGCUACAUCUACGAAAGUUAUUUUAGCGCUUGUGCUGUCCGAAUAUAAGGCAAGCGCUAAAAUAACUUUUGUAGAUGUAGCCAUCUUGUUUUAGGUCUCCGAUUUUGCUUUUUUCCGAUUUGGUAACUGAAACGCUGGUAACUUGGGUGUCACGCCAGUUUCAGCUCCGACAUCUGACGUCCAAGGUAACUGGAACGCAACAUAAAAUACUAUCAAAGUAGCAAGGAGUAGGUGUGAUGUCAGCAUUGUGGCAGUAUUUUUUUUGUCAAAGCCCAAAAAAGACGUUGCAUCUGAGUGCAAAACUUGUCAUGCACAAGUUUUUUUUUGCUAAUAUCGGAUCAAUAUCGGCAAAUACUGAAGGCUACAAUAUCGGUAUUGUAUCGGAAGUAAAAAAGUUGUAUCGGGCUUUACCUACAUAAAACACCUUAAGUUGUCAUUAGAAAUAUAGAUCACCAGAUUAUUAACCAAAGACUUACCCUUUUUUGAUGUCAUGACCCGGGUGUUUUCAGCACUGUUAAAUGGACCAGGUGCAUUUUGUCGUAGUAGUUCAUGUUACCUGAAGAGUUAAGAGAUAACUGAAUGGGAGAAGAAACAAAUAUACGGCUGUAACAUUAUUAACUGAAACAUCUGGGUUUGUUUUUCUUAUUUUCAAAAUGUAAAUCAGCACUUUUUCCAGUACAUUAACUGCGAUCUGUAACAAGAAAACUCAUUUGUUCUCUCACUGUUGCUCAGGAGUCGAUGAUGUAUUUGUGUUCAUCAGCACCUUCAGACAAGCUUCCCACCUGCAUCAGCCGCAGCAGCGAAUCAUCUACACAAUUAAAACUGCUGGCAGAGCUACUUUCCUCACCUCCUUUACUACAGCAGCUGCAUAUGCUGCAAACACCUUCUCUCAGGUAAUCACAGGAGAGAAAGGCUGCUGUUAAUAGGAUCAGUGCAGGAAGACUGAGUGACUGCCCUGCUAUGGAUGAAAAGAAAUGCCUCUCUCAGCAGACAGCCGUUUUCAUGUGAUAAGCACAAAUUGAAUGUUUCAAGGUCCUUUACACUGUGUUUCAUUUCACUGACACUUAGAUCCCAGCCGUGCAUGACUUUGGCCUAUUCAUGGCCCUCAUUGUCAGCUGCUGCUGGCUCUGGGUAUCUGUCCUGAUGCCAGCCGCGCUCUGCAUCUGGACCGAGUGUGUGGAGUCUCAGGAACGAGCCUGGCUGCACUGGUGAGCGCUUAUUUCCUUACUGUUUUGUGUAAGAUGUUAUUUCUGCACGCUGUGCGACACCACAGAUGCGAUGUAAUCCCUUCAGCUGUCUCCCCCCCCCCUAAACUGUCUCCUCCCUCUGAAGCUGGAAGCUGUUUUCAGGGCUGUCAGCGAGCCACGGCCCUUUGUCAGAUGAGGAUGAUGAUGUGGCGCUCCUGUCAGUGGAGAUGGAGCCAGGUGAGAUUAUUAUCUUACUCACAGUGGAUGGAUGACGGGAGGCAGAAUAGGGAAAGGGGAAGAGUCCAGGUUGUAAAACGUUGCUGUCCAGGCACCAUUAAGCCUCUGCUUUUGUCUCUUCCAGGCUCCUGUGACACAGACGGCGAUGCAGCUAUUCUUUCCCUGUCAGUGGAAACACCUCUGUCCCCUCCAGGGCAGCAACAUGUGGGUGUGGUGAGCACAAACCUCCAAUGGGCCCUGAAGCAUUUAGUGGCAGAGCCAGCUUUGGAGCAAAGACGAGCUGUUCUAGGUGAGAUUUGAUUAAAACUCUGGGAUCACACUGGGAGUUUGACUUCGCUUAAAACGGAUAACUUCAACAGGACAGGGAAAAUAGAAUUUGCAUUUUUCACAUUACUUUUCUAGCUAUAAUCAAUGAAGACUAGCCAAUUAGAGAGCUCUCUUUGAAAACCAAAAAUGUACCAGGGCCAGAUUACCUCCAGCAUUGUAAUAGAAUGAAUAAUACAUCUACAUACACAAUUAACUUUUUAAAAUAGCUAAACAUGGGAUCAAAAAGAGUAAUGAAAAUGAAGGAUUUAACCUUUGUAUUCGUCUGAAAUGAUCCCCUGUGGCCAUCCUGCGGGAUUGUAGACCCUCGCUGUAAAGAUCACUGAUUUAGACAUUAGCGUAACCUCCAGCUCACACAAGCACCGUUGAAGAAAAGCUGUAACCUCUGUGCAGCCUGGGGGGAAAUGAAUCUGUCAGAAGAAGGGCAAGCGGCCAUCACGCAGUAUUCAACCUUUAUCUUUUCUGGAGUGACUGUAAUUGAUCCUUCCUCCUGAUCCGUCCAUCAGAGGCUCUAUCUAAUCCAUCAGUUCCUCCUCUCUCUGCCAUUGCUCAUCAUUGUCUUCCUCUCAUCCCAGGUGUCUUCCUCCUAGUCUUGGUCUUAUCUGCCGGGUGCUGCUGUCUCCUGAGGCCCGCCACUCACGCCCCGCUUCUUUUCCGUCAGGACACGAACCUCCAGUCUCUGUUGGCACUGAGGAGCAACCUCAGCGGUCAGGGUAUCUCUUGCCCCAUGUGCUCAGGUGAGACUUCGGAGGAGAUGGAAUUUCUCACAUCAGUUUCCCUCUGAAGGCUUCAAGAAAAAUAUCUGAAAUGUACUUUUUUGUCCUGCAGGUGUAUUCAUGGAGAAACCCCACCUUUUGUACACUCACGCCUCCUCUACAGGGUUUAAGUUUUCAACACAUCAGCAAGCUACAAGCACAAUGACCUCUACCGCUGCUCGGAGAUCAGUGAGAACAAACCCAAGCACAAAUCAAACAGGUAAAAGAUGCGGCGCACGAAACUCUCUCUUCUCUCACCUUUGUCCUUGCGGAAACAUGUUCUGCUGUUUGAAAUGAAAGCGCGGACGCUGUUUUUCAGGCUCUUUACUCACGGUGUACAUAUCAAAGUUGGACCUUGGAGCUUCUACAACCCUUUAUCGCUUCUCCCUUAACACCAGCACACCCACCCCGUGGAAACUCUGCAGCUCAGAUCAUGAUGAGGUGUCAUCUUUUCAGGUUAGGAGGCGGGAAAAAAAAAGUCAGCCUAAUGAUAUUUUGAUAAUUCGUUAUAACGUUAUGUCUCCCAUCUGUGACACGCCUCACCAAAGCGGCUUAAAAAUAAUCUUGUUUUAUCUGAAUAGGCUUAUAAUCAGCCCUGCAGCAAUUACACCAGCAGAAUGACAGUGUGUGUUUCCCAUGUGUACCAUCCGUACCCCAGCUGGAUGAUUACAUCCACUUCAUGUGAACCCCGGCAUGGCUGGACGCCAGAGUUCUCUUUUUAUGUGGCAUCAUCUCCACAGCAGAACAGCAGGUGAAAACACAAAUAGAAAAAGGGUUAGAGUUAGAUGGACUGUCAUGUUGAUUUAGCAGACAAUCGCUCAUUUCUGCCCUGCUUUCCCCCCUCUCAGGAGGCUGUACUAUGCCCAGUGCCGCCUAAGACCUCAUCCCACGAGAAUAUGUGUGGGACUGCCGGGCUGUGGUAUCAGUUCUGGGCCUGAUGGACCCACACAAGGAUCCUUUUAUACUCCUCUUCUCAGCGGUGAGGGAGCAAGUGUCACAGCAUCCUUAUUAUUACGAGGUUUUCAAGCCCAUCAGCAAAACAAUUUUCCCACCAAAUGAAACGUCUGUUUAUGUCAUUAAGUUUCAAAGAGUCUUAUAAAAAGAGAAAACGCACUGAUAUGACUUCAUUCAGAUUUAGCAUCUUAAAGUGCCCCACUCUGAACCCACUUGAGGAUUUUCCACUUGUGUACUUCACUUGCACACACAUUUUUUACUCUGUAUAAAUAAAUGCUGCAUAGAGAUUUUUCCCAUGUGCUAUUUUUACAGAUGCCUCGUCCACCGCCAACAUGAAGACAUCCAAAACCUCUGGCUUCAACCCAUGCAGCAGCGGUGCAUGUGGCCGCCCAGCAGUGCGUCCUCUGGUGGACACGGGGGCAAUGGUCUUUGUCGUGUUUGGCAUCUUGGGCGUCAACCGCACAGGACAUAAGGACAACCACGUGAUUGGAGAUGUGGUGAGAGUCGCAUCUGUGUCGGCAUGCUCAGAAUCAACAAGAACAAAGCAGAGCCAGAUUGUUGAAUUAAUUUCUCAUGUGGUUGAUGAAGUGUUUAAUUCUCUUCAAAGGGCAGCAUCAUCUUGGAUCCAGACUUUGAUAUUUUCCAGGAAAUGGGGCAUCUUUGCAAAAUCUGCAAAGUGAUCAGUGCAAACAGAAAACUUGUGAAGCCGGGGGGAGCGCAGUGUUUGCCAUCAGGUAAGGCUCAAACACAACUCAGAGGGGAAUCUUUUAUCAUGAAAUAAAAACAAAAUUAAAUAACAAAAAAAAUACUUAUUGUUUAAAGAGUCUAAAUAACAGGUUUAUUAUCUUUUAAACAAUUAAUCAGUAGAAACUAUAUGUUUAUUGAUCACUAUGGACUUAAAUAAAGGCACCUACGGAGAACUCAGGUGUGUGUAGACAAAGACGAAGCUUUAAUCACAUUGCUUUACCUGUCCUGCUCAUACAAGAGUAGUGUUUUUAACAAAAAUGACGCCACCUUGUUCAAAUUUCAAAUUCAACUUAAUUUAUAAUAAUAAUGCAUCAGAUUUCAUAUAGCGCUUUAUCAGAGACCCUCAAAGCGCUAAACAUUGGACACAUCAUUCGCUCACACAGUCACACUUUGGUGGUGGUAAACUACCUUAGUAGUCACAGUUGCCCUGGGGCAAACUGAUGGAAACGUGGCUGCCAUUUUGCACCUACGGCCUCUCCGACCGCCACCACACAACACUCACAAUCAUACACCAGUGGAGGACACACACUGGGAGCAAGGUUAAGUGUCUUGCCCAAGGACACGAGGGACAGACUUGGGACAGGGGGGAAUCGAACCGCCAACCUUCCGGUUACUGGAUGACCACUCUACCUCCUGAGCUAUUGCCGCCCCAGGCCAGGGCCACGAGCCACCUUCGCCCCCGAGCCUUUCCAAGCCGACCCAGAGCCGGAAUGGGGGGAAAUCCAUUCCAUCCAUUUUCCAUCUAUCCAUUUUUUUCUGGAUAAUUCUUUGAUGAAGGAAAAUGUACAGAUAAAAAUGAACCAAAAAAGCUGUGGUUUCAUUAAGCCUAUGAAAGCACUUAUCAGCUGCACAUGAAAUCAGAUUUGUAAGAAAAAGAGGAAAUGAUGAAAAUGUUCUUAAAUGUUAAAAAGAAAAUUUAUAUAGAAAUACUUUUUCUUUCUUCCUCAGGUAAUAAACUGUCGUCUGUGUUGCCUCUGCUCCACCCUGAGUGUCACUCUCUCCCUGAACCCAACCUGCUACCGGGUCAGCUCUCACACGGAGCGGUGGGAAUGCACGGAGGAAAGGUCCGCUGGCUGUCCAUGGCCUUUGAGUCUGUAAGUCUCAUUAUCCGUCUGCUUUUUAUCUGUCUGUGUCGCAGACUUUCACAUUCACUACCUCACUUUUUUUACUCUGUUCUCCCUCCGCCAAAGACCACAUACAAGGGGAAAUCCUCCUUUCAGACCUACUCUGACUUCCUCCAGUGGGAGAACUUCAUUCAAGAGCAGCUCGCCUCCCUCCCACAGUCAUCAGCUCUGCAACGAGGUUUCCAGACCUGUGAGCACUGGAAGCAGAUCUUCAUGGAGAUCAUAGGUAAGUGAAGAUACGGUGUGACAUUUCAAGAGAUAGCGGGAAUGGACGAAAGUGGCAGUAUGUGAAAGUUGCUAUUCUGCUGCUCUGUGGUCUGUUUGUAGGUGUGGAGAGUGCCCUCUGGAGUCUGCUGCUGUCUCUGGCCAUCUGUGUGGCAGCUGUGUCCGUGUUUACUGCUCAUCCUCUGCUGCUACUGCCAGUGCUCAUCACCAUACUAGGUAAGAGGUGAACUUUUUCAUUCAGGCUCUUCAGAGUGUCUCCUUUGUACACUCAGAGAUGGGUUUUUAAAUGUGAAUAUUGAGGCCUGAGUUUGUAUCCUUUUUAAGAUUGUGGGGUUUUUUGUGCUUCUUCAGGCGUGAUCUGUCUAGUUGUGGCUGUCAUGUAUUGGCUGGGCUGGGAGAUGGGUGCAGUGGAGGCAAUUUCUCUCUCCAUACUCGUGGGCUCUUCAGUGGAUUACUGCCUGCACCUCGUGGAGGGUUACCUGCUGGCUGGGGAGACCAUGCCCUCUACACCGGGUCAGAACUUGGUAUGGGAAUGUCGAUUUCUUGCAUAACAUAAUUGAGUAAUUGCAAAAAAAUUGUCCUAAUUUUUUUUGUGUUCAUACUUGUCGAAACAAGAUAAUGACUAAGAAUUUGGGUUUAAUGAGGUGAGAAGCGCCCUCGAGGCUUCAGAGUAAAGAGGAGCGGCUGUCUUACCAAUCCUUUUUUUUUUUUUUUGCAGGAGCCUGCAGUGGAGAGGCGGAGGCGGACCUUAGAGGCAGUGAACCAUGUAGGUGUUGCCAUAGUGUCCAGCGCCGUCACCACAGUGAUCUCCACAGUCCCUCUCUUCUUCUGCGUCAUUGUGCCUUUCGCCAAGUUCGGCCAGAUAGUGGCCAUAAACACUGCUGUCUCCAUUUUGUUCACCCUGACCGUGACCGUGGCCAUGUUGGCCUGUAUGGCCCCCCCUCGUUUCAGCAGACCUCCCGGUGCUGUUCUCAAGGCCAGCCUGGCUGUGAUGGUGGUAUCGGCCCUGGGAGCGGCUGUGUGCUGGGUGGGAGGGCAGCUGGGGUCGUUGGCCUGGCACUCAAUCAGCAUGUAAACACAAACUAACCCAGACUCACGUCAAUGUCAGGCUGAUGAGUCUGCCCGUAUGCAAAUCUAAGAACUGAAAGCACCCAGUUUUCCUUCGUGUUCAGGAGGAUCCUCAGAUCAGUGAAUGAUUGAAACUUUACAGCACAAAGAUGUCAGAAUCUAUUCCAUGAAUGUAAAUUGUUUUUCAUCACAGAAUCCACCGUCUUUACUUUCAUUAGUCGAUGAUUAAGUACUUAAAUAUUGUGUAAAAAAACUGUGACUCACAGCUGACCGACCUCUCUGUUCUUUUAAAUGAUGAUUCAGUCUGUAUUUCCUUUUCCUUUUUUCGCUUCUAUAUCGCCUUCAGCCAAGAGGUGGAGACAAUUGAGUAAUCGUUGGGAAACACUCACUGAGUCACCGUUUUUAUCUGUGUAACUUGUUGAGUGGUGAAGAGCAGCUGACUGUGCCGUGACCUGCUAUUGUGAAUACCGCCGGGGCUGCGUGUUCUGACGUCCGUGAAGAUAAGUGUUACCGCUCCACUUGACUCACAGGCAAUCUUGUGAAACAUGUUGUUUGUUUUCUUUGUUUAUGUUUUCCUCGAUGGAUGUUGAGUUUCUGUUUUUUCUGCAGCCACUUUUGAAACAAAGGUGAUGAUGUCCAGAUGUGGCUGGUUUACAAGUUGUGCUCAGAUUUGUACCCUGCACAGUUUUAUUAAAUGUAAUAUGGGAUGUCAAUAUUUCAGUGUCCUGCUCACACACACACACACACGCACACUCCACAAUAUAUAAUCUCCUUUCCUGACAUUUAAAUAUGUUCAUACCUUAGAUCUCUAUUUUUGUCAUCAGCACCAAUUGAAAGAAACCUCAGGUCCUUCACUGUACUCUUUAAACACCCUUCAUCACACUUGUAGGCACUCGGAUCAAGCAACGCUGCUCUCACACAGUUUAGAGCACCACUCAUGCAUCCAUCGACACGGGCUCCGCUCUGCCCCGCAGUGAAGGUGAGGGCCAUUUGUCAAGCCACAUAACACAAUAAUGGUUAUGGAGAGGAACUGACUCCAUUGCAGCAAGUGCAGUAAAUCCCUGUCGUGUGUGCGUGCAUGUGUGUGUGUGUGUGUUCCUCGUGAAAGUCAAAUAAAACAGGUGCAGGAA
Molecule: messenger RNA, 15930 nt
Organism: Xyrichtys novacula (pearly razorfish)
Lineage: Eukaryota; Metazoa; Chordata; Actinopteri; Labriformes; Labridae
Source: the annotation of a GenBank genome assembly